AUGAUCUCUUACUCUCUUUUCUACUACUUCCUUAUCUCUCUCUCUCUUUCUCUUUCCCCCUUUCUCUCAUGGUCUCUUACUCUCUUUUCUACUACUUUUUUAUCUCUCUUUCUCUCCCCCCCUUCUCAUGGUCUUUCACUCUCUUUUCUACUACUUCCUCUUUAUCUCUCUUUUAUUUCUCUCUUUCCCCCCUUUCUCAUGGUCUCUUACUCUCUUUUCUACUACUUCUUCUCUCUCUCUCUCUUUCCCCCUUUCACUCGUGGUCUCUUACUCACUCUCUUUUCUACUACUUCCUUUAUCUCUCUCUCUCUUUCUUUUUCCCCCUUUCACUCAUGGUCUCUUACUCUCUUUUCUACUACUUUCCCCCUUUCUCUCCUUUAUCUCUCUCUCUCUCUCUCUCUUUCUCUUUCCCCCUUUCUCUCAUGGUCUCUACUUACUCUCUCUUUUCUUUCCCCUUUCUCUCAUGAUCUCUUCCUCUUUUUCUCUCUCUUUCUCUUUUCCCCUUUCUUUCCCCCCUUUCAUUCAUGGUCUCUUACUCUCUUUUCUACUACGUCCUAUCAUGUUCUCUCUCUCUCUCUCUCUCUUUUUCUUCCCCCUUUCACUCAUGGACUCUUACUCUCUUUUCUACUACUUCCUCUUUACUUCCUCUCUCUCUCUCUUCUCCCCCCCCUUUCACAUGGUCUCUCUCUUUUCUUUUCUCUCCUCUCUUUUCUCUUCCCCUUUUCUCUCAUUGUCAUUUACUCUUUUUUACGUCCUAUCUCUCUCUCUCUCUCUCUCUUUUUCUCCCCCCCUUUCUUUUUAUCUCUCUCUCUCUCUUCUUUCCCCUUUUUCUCAUGGUCUCUACUUCUUUUCUACUCUCUCUCUUUCUUUUCUUUCAUUCAUGGUCUUCCUCUCUUUUCUUUAUUUCUCUCUCUCUUUUUUUCUUCCCCAUUUCACUCUCUUUUCUACUACUUCUCUUUAUCUCUCUCUCUCUCUUUCUUCCCCUUUCACUCAUGGUCUCUUAUUCUCUUUUCUCUUUCUUUAUCUCUCUCUCUCUCUCUUCCCCUUUCCCUUUCACUCUCUUUUCUAUGGUCUCUUUAUCUCUCUCUCUCUUUUCUUUCCCUUUUAUUCAUGUUUCUCUCUCUCCCCUGUAAUUUCUACUACUACUUCUCACUCGCUCCCUCCUCUCUCUGUUUCUCUCUUUGCCCCCUUUUUUUUUCUCUCUCUCUCAUAUUUAAUUCAUGGACUCUCUCUUUGGUCUCAUUUUUACUACUUUCACCUUCUCUAACUCUCUCUCUCUCUCUCUCUCUUUUCCACUUUCCUUUUCUCUUUUUUAUAUUUCAUUCAUGGGCUCUGUCCCCUCUUCUCAUUUCUAUUACCCCCCCUCUCUCCCUCUCUCUCAUUUCUCGAAUGGUCUUUCACGUCGAAAUAAUCGCUCUCUCUCUCUCUCAUUCUCUCUUCAUUCCACUCUUUCUAUUUUCUUUAUAUCUCUAUUUAUAUUUAUUCCGAAGGAUUGAUCUUUCAGGGACCAUUUACCUCUUCUUUUCUUUUCUCUUUCCCUCUCUCCUUCUUUCUUUCUUUCUUUCUUUCUUUCUUUCUUUCUUUUUCUUUCUUUCUCUCAGCGGCUUUCUAUCUCCUUCUCUGGCUUAUAAUCUUUUUUUUCUCUUUCUUUCACUAGUUUUCUAUUUGUCUUUCGCUCUCUUUGUUCCUCCUUUCUUUCCCUCUUUUUCGCUCUUUCCUUUCUGUGCUCUCGUAGCAUUCUCUCUCUCUCUCUCUCUCUCACUCUAUCUAUCUAUCUAUCUAUCUUUAUCUAUAUCUGUCUUUACUCUUUCAAUAUUUAGCUUUUUCUCUUCUUUCUUUCUUUCAUUUGUUUCCUUUUACUUUCACUUGUUUCUCCGCUUGAUUCUUUCGCUCGCUGACUUCUUUAUCAGAGGAGACUUUCUCACUUUUGUCUUCAUCUCACUGGCUUUCUUUUCUUCUUUUGUUUUCUUUUUGUUUUCUCUUUCUUUCUCUGGUUUUCAUUUUUUCCCCCUUUCCCUCACUGAUUUUCUUUCUUUUUUAUUUCGAUCGACAGAAUUCUCUUCUGACCCUGUUAUGUCAAGUGGGUUGGUCUGA
Molecule: messenger RNA, 2094 nt
Organism: Acanthosepion pharaonis
Lineage: Eukaryota; Metazoa; Mollusca; Cephalopoda; Sepiida; Sepiidae
Source: the annotation of a GenBank genome assembly